Molecule: messenger RNA, 446 nt
Organism: Nematolebias whitei (Rio pearlfish)
Lineage: Eukaryota; Metazoa; Chordata; Actinopteri; Cyprinodontiformes; Rivulidae
Product: arf-GAP with GTPase, ANK repeat and PH domain-containing protein 3
Cellular component (GO): nucleus
Molecular function (GO): protein binding
Source: RefSeq, a predicted model, not a curated record
GUACGGUGUGGAUGUGAAAAGCCGAGACGCCCGUGGCCAGACGCCUCUGUCUUACGCCCGGCGAGCCGGAAGCCAGGAGUGCGUUGACAUUUUACUCCAACAUGGCUGCCCCAACGACUCCAGCAGCCUGACCUCGGCGUCCACGGCCAACGUCAGCCUCCGCAACCCCAACAUCAACAACAACAACGCCCAGUGUGAUCUCAACCGCAGCAUCAGCAUCAUGUAGAAGCCAGAUCGCCACUGCGGACAGAAACACACAAAAGAACCCCCAGCUGUGUCUCUUCUUCCUCCUUCCUGUUUCACACUGUGCAAACCAGAAUCUGUACAAACGGAGACGCAUCAGGAGCGAGCGACUUACAGUUCACAUUUCACUACGCUGCAAGUUUGGAUUCGGAGAUUGCUUUUUAAAAUAUUGUUCAUUUUGUUUGUUAACUUUAUUCAGUCUU